AUGGCAUGAGCUUUAUAAUUAGAGACCAAGCUAGGUUUGCAAAGGAACUUCUUCCUCAGUACUUUAAGCACAACAAUAUGGCAAGUUUUAUUCGUCAACUAAAUAUGUAUGGUUUUAGGAAGGUUAUGAAUUAUGAAAAAAGUGGUCUACGAAAUGAAAAUGAUGAAAUGGAAUUCCAACAUUCAUUCUUUAUGAAAGAUCAAGAACAUCUUCUUGAACUCAUUAAAAGAAAGAUUCCAAAUACAAAAAUAGCUGAGCCUAUUGUUAAAGCAAAUACAAAAGAUAUUUUAACAGAUUUGACGUCAAUUAGAGAAAAGCAGGAAAAUAUGGACAAUAUGCUUAUCAAAAUGAAACAGGAAAAUGAACUUUUAUGGCGAGAAUUAACAAGUAUGAGACAAAAGCAUAAAGCCCAAGAACAUGUUAUUCAGAAGGUUAUACAAUUUCUUGUGUCAAUAGUACAAAGAAGUAAUCAGAAUAUUGGUGUACAAAGAAAAAUACCCCGAAUGCUUCAUGAUAGUCCAGGAAAUAAUGCAAAACAUUCACAAGUUACCCGCAGUAUUGAUGUUUUGCAGAAACCAGAUUGCAUUCUUACUGUUUCUCAAGAUAAAAUUGUUAAUCCUCUCGGCCCCGUUAUACAUGAAGUUACUGAUUUCGAUCAUGAUGAAGUCCAGAGCUCUGGUCCAUCACCUUCUAUCAAGUCUCCAGAAAGCAAAAGUGAAUUAGAAAAUGCUACAGAGAGUGAAUGUCCUUUAGAUUCAAGUCUUAAUAGCCCCAUGAACACAUCUGCCAUGGAGCCAUUGAGUAUACUUGAGCCUCUUCAGCCUCAGACACCAGCCCUCAGUGAUGAUUCUGAAUCAGUUUUGGGUAUUCCUUUGGAGUAUAUUACAGCAACAGAGCACAGUGAUGGAAAUUAUGUUACAAUAUCAAUUCCAGAAAGCAAAAUUGCUGACAAUGUCAUAUCAAUUCCAGAAGACAGUGUAUCUGAUGAUUCUGAGGCAAUAAAAGCUUCAGAACCUGGGACUUCUUUUACUUUAAAGCCUCAAAAUGUACUUGUUUAUUCAACACUACCAGAAACUGAAUAUGAAGAUCUAUUUCAGUCUGAAUCCUUACAAACUCCCCAAAUACCUACUAUUCACAUAGAAGAUACUCCCGAAAGUGCGCUUCCAAAGAAAUCUACAGAAAAAAUAGUAAAACAAACUGAAAAAAACCUAUGUUCUCAGCAAAAUACAGCAAACAAUGAACAUAAUUAUCAGUUAGCUGUUUCUGAACAUAAUUAUCAGUUAGAUACUUCAAAUGCAGUGAAAUCUUCAGCAUUAACAAAAAAUUCAUUAUCUAAUCAUGUGAUAAAUGUUGAAGAAGGUUUGAAUUCGCUUAAAGAUCUAAUGGCAUCUACUCCAUGGAAUUUUGAUCAUGAUAAUCUUCUUGCGGUAUGUCCUUCAUGGGAUUGUUGGAGUUCUCUUGAUUCUCAGCUCUUCUCAACUGAUGAUAUUGCUAAUAAUGAAUGUUUAGCGGGGCAGAUUGCGGUAAGUUAGAUAAUUACCUCAUUU
This is a messenger RNA of Stegodyphus dumicola, 1547 nucleotides long. RefSeq lists its product as uncharacterized. Lineage: Eukaryota; Metazoa; Arthropoda; Arachnida; Araneae; Eresidae. Gene Ontology annotation, molecular function: DNA-binding transcription factor activity; sequence-specific DNA binding. Gene Ontology annotation, biological process: regulation of DNA-templated transcription. The record is from RefSeq and is a predicted model, not a curated record.